UCUAGGCAUCAGCUGUUCCAAAUAAGUAAAUCGGAGUUGCUUCAAUUGGCUUUGAUUUUUUAUUUUGGUGGGCAGCAACUCCUGCAUUGGAGUCGGCGGUUGCGUAACAAGGCGCUUCUCUCCUUGCAGUUCCAGAAUGGCGUUGGCGUUGCGCGUGGCCCGACUCGCCUCGGUCCCGGUCAACCGCUGGCCCCGGGAUCGCCGGCCACUGCUACACCUGUGCAGCAGCGAUAGCAGAAACUACGCCACAAAGCCCGAGGCGGCGACUCCGCCGGCGCAAAUCAAGCGAAAUGUGGCCGCCGAGAUAACCAGCGUGGGCAAGGUCAUCUACGAAACGGGCUGGGAUGCCAACAAGCCGCCCGAAAAGCCAAAGGUCCCGAGGUCCAGCAGCUCCGACGCCCCGCUGCCGCCGCAGGGAGCGCCGGAGGACGAGAAGCGCAAGGAGCUGGACACCGUGAAGUCCAAGCGCGAUCAAAUGCGGGACAAUAUGCAGGACUACAUAUUCACCCGCUACUUCAACUAUGUGAAGAACUAUGACAAAGUGCUGGAAAAGAACUUUCCGAAGGCCAUGCAGCUGUACCGGGUGUUCUUCGAUGGCGUCAGGGACUUCUUUGGCGACAUGAAGCGCUUCCUGAAGAUUGCCCGCAUAGCCAAUGAUUCGCCCCAGGGCAUCAGAGCGCUGAAUCGUCAGGAGCUGGAGCUGUACAUGCAGAUGCCGCGGGACAUGAUGAAGGUGGCCCCGGCUCUGAUUGGCUGCUCCCUGCCCAUGGUGGGCUAUGCAUUCUUUCCCCUGGUUUUCUAUUACCCCCGCUCCUUUCUCACUGCCCACUUCUGGACCGCGCAGCAGCGCUCCGAGUUCCAGAGCUACUACAUGAAGCGGCGACUGUGCAACAACAAGGACGUCUUUCGCUGCCUGCAGGCCAAGCUCAAAGCGACCGCCGCGCACCCCAAGCACUCGGCGUUCGCCGAUAUCCUGGGACAGCUGGGCAGCGGCACCCAUCCCACGCCAGAGAUGCUCAUCGAUGUCAAGGACAUAUUCGCCGAUGGACCCUACUCCCUGCUCGGAAUGUCACGGAAGCAUGUUAGAAACCUAGUCAACCUUCAUGGCCUGCCCAGCAGCAUCUUCAAGCGGCAUCGCCUACACGAGCACGCCUUUCUGGUCCACUACAUGGACCAGGCCAUAACCCGCGAGGGCGGCGUCCACAACCUGACCCCGGAGGCUCUGCGCUACUCCUGCUAUCUGCGCGGACUGAAUCCCGACAGCCUCGGCAGCGAGGCCAUGAUCGAGUGGCUGCGCAAGUGGGUCAAGGUGUCCACGUCGAUACAGGGCGAGCACAUCACGCUGUUCCUGCACCUGCCCAUCCUGCUGGGCUACAACCAUCCCAACAACUGGAAGACCAUCUACGGCAAGUGCCCCUCUUGAGCGGCGGCCUAGUGGUUCGCACCCUAUUUGGUAGACUGUGCUUUAAAGAUUGGACUGUUUUGAGAUCAUUUUGUUUCUUGAGAGCAAAUAAAACUGUUAAACCCAAAAUGAAAA
Molecule: messenger RNA, 1537 nt
Organism: Drosophila biarmipes
Lineage: Eukaryota; Metazoa; Arthropoda; Insecta; Diptera; Drosophilidae
Product: LETM1 domain-containing protein 1
Exons: 4
Coding region: 137-1423 (428 amino acids)
Biological process (GO): intracellular monoatomic cation homeostasis
Cellular component (GO): mitochondrial inner membrane
Molecular function (GO): ribosome binding
Source: RefSeq, a predicted model, not a curated record